UUUUUUUUUUUUUUGGUAAAUUGGGGUUGAAACAAAAUUAAUUAAAAAAAGAAUAAAGCAGAGCGUUUGAUAAAAAACAAACAAAGCAAAGCAGCUGCCAAAAUAUCGGCAGGAUGAAUGGGACGGAAGGUAUCAAUUUUUACGUGCCUAUGUCCAAUAAGACAGGGGUGGUGCGAAGCCCCUUCGAGUACCCCCAGUAUUACCUAGCCGAACCCUGGAAAUACCGUGUUGUGUGUUGCUACAUCUUCUUCCUCAUCUCCACCGGGCUGCCCAUCAACCUCCUCACCCUGCUUGUCACCUUCAAGCACAAGAAGCUGCGGCAGCCGCUCAACUACAUCCUCGUCAACCUGGCGGUGGCCGACCUCUUCAUGGCCUGCUUUGGCUUCACGGUCACCUUCUACACGGCCUGGAACGGCUACUUUGUCUUCGGCCCCGUUGGCUGCGCCGUGGAGGGCUUCUUCGCCACACUGGGAGGCCAAGUUGCCCUGUGGUCCCUGGUUGUCCUGGCCAUCGAGCGCUACAUCGUUGUCUGCAAACCCAUGGGAAACUUCCGCUUCUCCUCAAGCCACGCCAUGAUGGGCAUCGCUUUUACCUGGGUAAUGGCCUUUUCCUGUGCGGCUCCACCCCUCUUUGGCUGGUCCAGAUACAUGCCGGAGGGGAUGCAGUGUUCCUGCGGCCCUGACUACUACACCCACAACCCCGACUACCACAAUGAGUCGUACGUCCUCUACAUGUUCGUCAUCCACUUCAUCAUCCCCGUUGUUGUCAUCUUCUUUUCCUAUGGGCGGCUCAUUUGCAAAGUCCGAGAGGCAGCUGCCCAGCAGCAGGAGUCAGCCACGACCCAGAAGGCGGAGAAGGAGGUGACACGGAUGGUGAUCCUCAUGGUGCUGGGCUUCAUGCUGGCCUGGACACCCUACGCCGUGGUUGCAUUCUGGAUCUUCACCAACAAGGGAGCCGACUUCACCGCCACGCUCAUGUCAGUGCCUGCCUUCUUCUCCAAGAGCUCCUCCCUCUACAACCCCAUCAUCUAUGUCCUCAUGAACAAGCAGUUCCGUAACUGCAUGAUCACCACGAUCUGCUGUGGCAAGAACCCCUUUGGGGAUGAAGAAGUCUCCUCCACUGUAUCCCAGAGCAAGACUGAAGUUUCCUCCGUCUCCUCCAGCCAAGUAUCACCUGCAUAGACCAAGGACAGUUUGAAAUGGGGUGCCUCUCCGAGCUCUGGGACCGAGACCUAGACACCCAUGCACCCACAAACUCGUUUCACGCAAUCACUCCCUUGCACACUGACACCCCUCCCCUGCCGGCCUGCCAGGCUGUGCUCUCCUGCCCGAGACCUAGCUGUGCAAAUACUGCUGCCGCUUCCCCCUCCAGCGCCCGGGCAGCCCCACGUGCAGCCCCCACACCCCGGGCACACUCGCGGGGGCACCCCUGCACCCGCUAGUGCAAACACGGCCAGAGCUCUUCCAUAUGGGCACCCGCUGUGGUUGCAUCCCCAGGCACAAACGCUGUCCUGCCCCAUGCGAGCCCUGGGGCACUUCUCCCCGAAUCUGCAUGCCAAUACCCCGUGAUAAAACCCGACCUGGGCUGCCAGUCUGCAGCCAGAGCAACAUAGCAGAGGCUGCCUUUGCAAGGGGUUCCCUUUCCAGCACCUCUGAUGCAGGAGGAAAAAAAAAAAACCUCCUGUAAAGCACUGCCGACGUUGCACAUGUGUGCGAACACCUUCCCCAGCGCACCCCCGGGUGCCGAGACGGGCACCUCCAGCGCUCACAUCGCAUUACAACGGCAGC
Messenger RNA from Struthio camelus australis, 1787 nucleotides. Its product is annotated as green-sensitive opsin. The record is from RefSeq and is a predicted model, not a curated record. NCBI's taxonomy places the organism in Eukaryota, Metazoa, Chordata, Aves, Struthioniformes, Struthionidae. Gene Ontology annotation, biological process: cellular response to light stimulus; visual perception; G protein-coupled receptor signaling pathway. Gene Ontology annotation, cellular component: photoreceptor outer segment; plasma membrane. Gene Ontology annotation, molecular function: G protein-coupled photoreceptor activity.